Arachis duranensis is the source of this 2496-nucleotide messenger RNA. RefSeq names its product sulfate transporter 3.1. Gene Ontology annotation, molecular function: secondary active sulfate transmembrane transporter activity. The record is from RefSeq and is a predicted model, not a curated record. Lineage: Eukaryota; Viridiplantae; Streptophyta; Magnoliopsida; Fabales; Fabaceae. The transcript is spliced from 11 exons. Gene Ontology annotation, cellular component: membrane. Gene Ontology annotation, biological process: transmembrane transport. The coding region runs from base 291 to 2276 and encodes 661 amino acids.
CAAAUAUUUUGUCCUUCUCUCCUUCUUCUUAUACCUAAAUUUCUAUCCAAAAAAAACCAACCUCAUCCACCAUAAUUUAGAUAUAACACAUAUAUUUCUCCUAAUUAUUAUUCCUCCCAACAUAUACACCAAACUAAAACCACUUUAAUAUAAACUUGAUUAGCAUAAUCAAACACAUUUAUUAAUAUUUAGUACUAUAUAUAACACAUACUAGUCAUACAUAUUUUUAGCACCAUUAAUUAUAUUUGUACUUAUUAUUAAGGAUAAGAUAUACUAUUAUUAGAGAAAAAAUGGGUAAUGUUGAUUAUUCAUCAUCAUAUCCUUCAUCUAUGAAUAGUGAUGAGAGUGAACAACAUCCUCGUGUGGUUGUUCCACCACCACAACCAUUUUUCAAGUUUCUAAAAUACUCAAUGAAGGAGACAUUCUUUCCGGACGACCCGUUGAGGAGGUUCAAGAACCAGCCUCCUUCAAGGAGGUUGGUUCUUGGACUCCAGUACUUCUUCCCAAUAUUUGAAUGGGGUCCGAGUUACACGUUUCAGUUCUUGAAAUCGGACCUCAUUGCCGGAAUCACCAUUGCUAGCUUAGCCAUACCUCAAGGAAUCAGCUAUGCUAAGCUUGCAAACUUGCCUCCAAUUCUUGGAUUAUAUUCAAGUUUCAUACCACCAUUGAUUUAUGCAAUGAUGGGAAGCUCAAGGGACUUAGCAGUGGGAACUGUGGCAGUUGGAUCUCUUCUUUUGGGUUCAAUGUUGUCAAGUGAAGUUAAUCCAAUUCAGAAUCCAAAUCUUUUUCUCCACCUUGCUUUCACUUCUACUUUCUUUGCUGGAAUUUUCCAAGCUUCAUUGGGUCUCUUCAGGCUAGGGUUUAUAGUGGAUUUUCUGUCACAUGCAACAAUAGUAGGGUUCAUGGGAGGAGCAGCCACUGUGGUUUGCUUACAACAACUCAAAUCCAUUCUUGGUCUUCAACAUUUCACUCACAGUGCUGAUAUCAUCUCAGUUAUGCGCUCUGUUUUUUCCCAAACUCAUCAGUGGAGAUGGGAGAGCGCAGUGUUAGGAUUUACCUUCAUUUUCUUCCUCCUUCUCACAAGAUAUUUUAGCAAAAGAAAACCAAAGUUGUUUUGGGUAUCAGCAAUGGCACCGUUAACGUCCGUUAUAUUGGGAAGCUUUCUCGUCUAUUUCACUCACGCUGAGAACCACGGCGUUCAAGUGAUAGGAGAAUUGAAGAAAGGGUUGAAUCCGCCAUCAAUGACGGAUUUGGUGUUUGUGUCGCCAUACAUGGGCACAGCAAUAAAAACAGGGAUUGUUGUUGGAAUCAUAGCACUUGCUGAAGGAAUAGCAGUUGGAAGAAGCUUUGCAAUGUUUAAGAAUUACCAUAUUGAUGGCAAUAAAGAGAUGAUAGCUAUUGGCACCAUGAAUGUUCUUGGUUCUUUCACCUCUUGCUACCUCACAACAGGGCCAUUUUCACGUUCAGCUGUGAACUAUAAUGCUGGAUGCAAGACAGCAGUAUCAAACAUAGUGAUGUCAAUUGCAGUGAUGCUAACGUUGUUGUUCCUAACACCAUUGUUCCAUUACACACCCCUUGUGGUGCUAGCAGCCAUUAUUGUUUCUGCAAUGCUUGGCCUCAUAGAUUAUGAAGCUGCAAUUCAUCUUUGGAACGUUGACAAGUUUGACUUUUUUGUGUGCAUGAGUGCAUACAUUGGUGUGGUCUUUGCUAGUGUUGAAAUUGGCCUUGUCAUUGCGGUUGCAUUAUCUGUGCUUAGGGUACUUCUAUUUGUUACAAGACCAAAGACAUUUGUUUUAGGGAACAUUCCAAAUUCUGGUAUAUACAGAAAUGUUGAGCAAUACCAAAAUGCAAAUCAUGUUCCUGGAAUCCUAAUUCUAGAGAUUGAUGCACCAAUUUACUUUGCCAAUGCAAACUAUUUAAGAGAGAGGAUCACAAGGUGGAUUGAUGAUGAGGAAGAUAGAAUUAAAGAUACUGGGGAGACAAGUUUGCAAUAUCUUAUAUUGGAUAUGAGUGCUGUUGGGAACAUUGAUACAAGUGGCAUAAGCAUGCUUGAAGAGGUCAAUAAGAUUGCAGAUAGAAGAGGGCUACAACUUGUUAUGGUCAACCCUGGGAGUGAGGUGAUGAAGAAACUCAACAAAUCCAAAUUCCAAGAGAAAAUUGGUGAAAAAUGGAUAUAUUUGACAGUUGAAGAAGCUGUUGGAGCUUGCAACUUCAUGUUACAUACAUGCAAACCAAAUUCCAAGAUAGAUGAAUCAGAGGGUUGGAACAAAGUCUGAGCCAAAAAUAUCAAAUUAAAAGAUGUGGCAUGAGUGUUUGUGAAUCAUGCUGAAGAAUAUAUAUAUAUAUAUAGAGAGAGAAGCACAGGGUAAUUUAUAUAUAAAAAAAAUGAAAGAUUGAUGUGUGUUUUUGUUUCUCAAGAGUUUGCAUCCUAUGUUGGAAGAAAAUCUGAUGUGUAAAUCAAUAUGUAAUAAGCUUGAUGAUCUAUUGAAAUGGAAA